AUGCAAGUCCUCCUUGUAGUGGAGCAAAAUAAUCAACUCGUGACUUUAAACCAUCAAGCUCGUCCCACUGGAUCUGCUCCAUUCGCAGAAGCGAAUGUUGCAUCAUCCAGUUAUGAUAAUAGGAGAGGACGAGGUCGUGGACGUGGUGGAAACCGUUAUCAUGGUCAUGGAAGAGGACGAGGAAUAAGAUUUCGUCCCUAUGAUGAAAGAAAUAAUAAAGACUUCCACGAAAAUGAAAGGAAUGAAAAAGACCGGGAUGAUAAAAGGCAAACGGGAAAGGUUUGCUACAGAUUCGGCAUGAAAGGUCAUUGGGUACGUAAUUGUCGUACUCCAAAACACUUAGCCGAUCUAUAUAGAGAAUCCCAAAAGGGAAAAGAAAAAGGAAGAGGUGAAACAAACUUCAUCUCUGGUGAACCCGGACCAUCCUUUCAUGGUUUAAACGAUGAUACUCAUCUUGACGUAUCAGACUUUCUGGUUGAGCCAGAGAGUAUCGAUGAGUGA
Brassica napus (rape) is the source of this 501-nucleotide messenger RNA. RefSeq lists its product as uncharacterized. The record is from RefSeq and is a predicted model, not a curated record. The transcript has a single exon. Gene Ontology annotation, molecular function: nucleic acid binding; zinc ion binding. NCBI's taxonomy places the organism in Eukaryota, Viridiplantae, Streptophyta, Magnoliopsida, Brassicales, Brassicaceae. Bases 1 to 501 code for a protein of 166 amino acids.